Cryptomeria japonica (Japanese cedar) is the source of this 2452-nucleotide messenger RNA. RefSeq names its product purple acid phosphatase 2. The transcript has 8 exons. Bases 683 to 2077 code for a protein of 464 amino acids. The record is from RefSeq and is a predicted model, not a curated record. NCBI's taxonomy places the organism in Eukaryota, Viridiplantae, Streptophyta, Pinopsida, Cupressales, Cupressaceae. Gene Ontology annotation, molecular function: metal ion binding; protein binding; acid phosphatase activity.
UGGUUCAAAGAUGCCACACUGGUAAUUGGUGGACUUAUUAAUGUUCUCAUCCUAUCUCACACGUCUCUUGGCUUUUAUCUCAUUACCCAGUCAAACACAUCGAUCCCCCAAUCCACAUGAUUUGAGGUUUGCUUGAAUAUAACUCAAUCAUUGAACAAUGAGCUCAGUUGCAAUGAAAACUUGUCUUGUAUACUUGACUUACGUUGAUAUAUUCUGUGGGCACAUAGUUAUCUAUUAUGUGCACACAAGUCAUUGGAUUCGUGGCCUUUUUAGAUGAUGAACCUGGGUGGGUAGCCUACAACUUGCUUCGUUCAUGUCUGACCUUUUUAAAUUUACAGACUUCACCCAACUUGUCUUCAAUAAUAAAAUGACUCGCUUUAAACUUUUCAGCAUGUGAAUAGAAUAAUUUAGCAUCUGGAAAAGUCCGAAAUCCAGAUUCCAAGAGAAGUCAAUGCUUUAACACUGAGUAAAUUCAAACUAAGAAUACCCGUUAUGUGUAAUCUCCAAGUCAAGGCUAUAAUUAUAUAGAAUUUGAAAGCAUAUCCUCACUGCAUAUUCCAGUUUAGUUGUCAUCCUCACCAGAUCUUCAGGGACUGGGCAGGUCUCAUCUUGCAUUUAUUAAUUGUGGGGAGAUGACGGAUGUGUGAUAAGCAGAGUUUUGUGUAUACGAUUAGAAUGCAACAUGGAUUCCCAGAGGAAAUUUUCAAGUUUAUUCGUUUUAGUCGUGUGCUUGAAUGCUGUUGUAUCAUUUGCAGCAGCGGGAGUUACCAGUAGAUAUGUGAGAAGGCUUGAAGCAACUCUGGAUAUGCCCAUGGACAGUGAUGUUUUCAAAGUUCCCGAGGGUUACAAUGCUCCUCAACAGGUCCACAUCACUCAAGGAGACCUUGUUGGUAAAGCUGUAAUUGUAUCAUGGGUUACACCAUCAGAACCUGGAUCAAGCACUGUUUUAUAUGGAACCAAGGAGUACAAGUACAAGAAUGCAGCAAAUGGUAUUGUUACAACUUAUAAGUACUACAAUUAUACAUCGGGAUAUAUUCAUCAUUGCACACUGAAGAACUUAAAGUUUGACACAACAUAUUUUUACAAGAUUGGAGAAGGAAACACAACACGUGAAUUUUCAUUCUCAACUCCUCCAAGACCCGGUCCUGAUGCCCCAUAUACUUUUGGUGUCAUUGGGGAUCUUGGUCAAUCCUUUGACUCAAAUAAGACCCUUCAGCAUUAUUUGAAGUCCAAAGGACAGGCAGUUUUAUUCGUAGGAGAUCUUUCCUAUGCAGACAACUAUGAAUUUCAUGAUAAUAGGAGAUGGGACUCAUGGGGAAGAUUUGUUGAAAAAAGUGCAGCUUAUCAACCCUGGAUAUGGACAGCAGGAAAUCAUGAGCUUGAUUUUGAACCUGAGAUUGGGGAAACACAGCCCUUUAAACCAUACAAGCAUCGAUACCAUGUUCCAUAUCGUGCUUCAAACAGUACAGCUCCAUUUUGGUAUUCAAUUAAGCGUGCAUCAGCAUACAUCAUUGUUCUCUCCUCAUAUUCGGCCUAUGGAAAGUAUACUCCCCAAUAUAAGUGGCUUGAGAAGGAAUUUUCAAAAGUUGACAGGAAGGAAACUCCAUGGUUGAUUGUGCUCAUGCAUACUCCAUGGUACAACAGCAACAACUACCACUUCAUGGAAGGGGAGACUAUGAGAGUACAGUAUGAAUCAUGGUUUAUAAAAUACAAGGUUGACAUUGUCUUUGCCGGCCAUGUUCAUGCUUAUGAAAGAUCUAAACGCAUAUCAAAUGUGGCUUACAACGUAGUGAAUGGGAAGUGCACACCAGUGCUUGAUCCAUCUUCUCCUGUUUACAUUACCAUUGGUGAUGGUGGAAAUCUAGAAGGCCUUGCAGCUAAUUUUACAGAACCACAACCGCAUUAUUCAGAAUUUAGAGAAGCAAGCUUUGGGCAUGCAGUUCUUGAAAUAAAAAACAAGACACAUGCUUACUACAAUUGGCAUCGUAAUCAAGAUGGAGAAGCUGUAGCUGCUGAUUCCCAAUGGUUUUAUAACAGAUAUUGGUAUCCCCAAGAAGAACCUACAAUGGAAACAUGAAGCUGUAAAUUUCAUAGCCACGUUAGGUGAAGAUAGUGAGGUCAUACAUUCUAAAGUUGUGGAUUUUAGUUUAGGGCAUAUCUUCCUUUUGUUGCAAGCCUUAGCGUAUUGUCAUGAUAAUUCGUUGAAUAAUAGGCAUGUCAGAGAUCCCAUCUAUGAGGACUGGUGAUGCAUCAGAUAGUGCAUUCUAAUAAAGGUAAGAACGAGGGCUGCAAAUCCAAUUGUUGGAACUCUCAUAAAGAAUUAAGUCGGUCUCUUGUUCAUUGGCAUGCAAAUUGUCCUUGCAAUGCAGACGUUCAGGUAUCUAUCUUGGAAUUUAGAUAAAAUGCUGCUUAAACAGAAAAAAAUAUGUGAAUCUCGUAUUUUUCAGAAGUA